AUGUCGACCGAUUCGAACAAACCAUUCGUAGCCUCCACGUGCGAAAAACCUUUGAACUGUGGUCAACAAGCAUCGCCGAGGUCGAUAACUCCCGGUGUGACUUAUGACCAAGGUAGCGACACUGGCAGGACGUGCGUCGAACAACCGCCAUUCAGGCCUGCGAAGAAGACCGACUUCUCCAUCAACGGAUUGCUCUCGCCCUGCGUUCGGUCGAGUUCUAACCCGAGCUCAAAUACCGGCUCGUCCCACUAUUCGGCUACGCGAGCACCGGUCACCGGCAGAGCGGACCUCCUGGCGAGGCCUGCUGCCUUCGAGUUCGCCAGGACCUGCGACAAGGACCAGGAUCAAGUGGCGAAGUUCGAGUGGCUUCAGUGCAGCCGCUACAAACCUCCCAAGAUUCCAAUGGCAAGACGACGCGAGCUUCCACGGAGACGCUACGUGGGCCGCAAUCCCCGCAUUCCGUUCACGGGCGCCCAGGUGUCGGCGCUGGAGGCGCAGUUCGCGGUCUCCCGGUACCUGAGCGGCGCGCAGGUCAGCAGCGUCGCCACACGACUGGGGCUGACAGAGCAAAGGGUGAAAAUCUGGUUCCAGAACCGCCGUGCCCGGGAGAAGCGCGAACGCCAGCCUCCUGAUGCAAUCGAGCACCACUCCGCUGUGUUACGCUCAGCAGCCGAGACCGUUUGUCUGACACCGGCGCUGGAAUUGGAUGUGCCCUCCGAGCUUCAACCUCCGGAUCGGAAUAUCUCAUCACUCUACACUGGCGGAGUCCCGCCUUUUGUGUAUUGGCCAGCGCUGCGAGUGCCGCCACGGUGCAGUAUAAAAGAGAACGACAUGCUCACCUGACCUGCCUCGGCCAGAAGUGCUCCGUUAGCUUCGAGGAGAUCACUACAU
Molecule: messenger RNA, 891 nt
Organism: Rhipicephalus microplus (southern cattle tick)
Lineage: Eukaryota; Metazoa; Arthropoda; Arachnida; Ixodida; Ixodidae
Biological process (GO): regulation of transcription by RNA polymerase II; cell differentiation
Cellular component (GO): nucleus
Molecular function (GO): DNA-binding transcription factor activity, RNA polymerase II-specific; RNA polymerase II cis-regulatory region sequence-specific DNA binding
Source: RefSeq, a predicted model, not a curated record